UCUAUCCAAGUAAUGAUGGCAUUCCCUGAGGGUUUGGUAUUGCUCUUAAUUCUGCAGAUUUUCACAGGAAGCACCACAGGGGCGCUUGUCUCCAGCUGUUAUGCAUGUCAUGAUGAAGCUGCCUGCCUUGUGUCUAAAGAAAGAGGUGAUACUUUCUCCAGCCAGGUGUUCUCCUGUGUCUGUAAAGAUGGCUUCAUAGGUGAUGGUCUCACCUGUUAUGAUGUAAAACUCUGCGGUGAAUCCUCCUGCUGUGAAGAAGGUUAUCAGUGGUCACCCGAUGAGGGCUGCAUGGACACUGAUGAGUGCUCUCUCAAAGAGUCACCAUGUAAACCAACGCAGGUUUGCCAAAACACUCCAGGCUCCUUCUUAUGCUUGAAUCCUUCCCCCAGCAACAGGCUAGGUCUGUCCUCCAAGUCUGUCCAGUUCAGCUGUGGCCCCACUGUGUGUCCUUUAGGCAUGGACUGCAUCAACACAAAUGGGACUUUACACUGUGCUAACCCCUGCCAACACUACACUGAGCUGCAUGAUGAGUGGCGUUCUACGAAUGAAACAUACACUGACACCCCACGCUGUGACCAACAUGUAAACUGGCAGGGUUGGUAUCGGCUGUUUCUGGGGCAGGAGAGUGCUCAAAUCCCAGAGGGGUGUGUGGCUGAGCACAUGUGUGGUACCCAUGCUCCACUGUGGAUAACAACACCUCAUCCCACUGAGCAGGGUCAGAUUGAGCCUCGCACUGUGUGCAGUUCUUGGUCGGGGAGCUGCUGCCGUUUCUCCCCACACACUAUCCAUGUCAAGCGCUGCUUUGGAGACUACUACGUCUACAAACUUGUGAGACCAUCCGCAUGUAACUUAGCUUACUGUGCAGAGGUAAACAGAACAGCUCCUGAAGUCCCUGUAACUACUCCUGAACCAAGGACAGAGACCUCUGCUGCAGGUCUGAUCCCCACCUCAACACCAGACAACAGUUCAGCAGUUGAGGGUGAAAUCCGUUUGGUAAACGGGAAUAACUCAUGCACUGGCAGAAUAGAGAUCUUCCACCAUGGACAGUGGGGGACGGUGUGCGACGAUUACUGGGACCUGGCUGAUGCUCAAGUGGUGUGCAGACAGUUGGGCUGUGGCAAGGUUCUGUCAGCACCAGGAGUUGCCCGUUUUGGACAGGGCAGCGGACCCAUCUGGAUGGAUGAUGUCUCAUGUACAGGAAGAGAAUCUAAGCUUUCCCAAUGCAGGCACAGAGGGUUGGGAAUCCACAACUGUGGUCACAAUGAAGAUGCUGGUGUUGUGUGUGAUGCUGCCAUACCAGUCAGGCUGGUCAACGCUAGCAGACGCUGUGAUGGCAGAGUUGAGGUCUACCACAAUGGUCAGUGGGGCACAGUGUGUGAUGAUAGCUGGGACCUGAGGGACGCCAAUGUGGUGUGCAGACAGCUGGACUGUGGUCCUGCUCAAGCUGUACUGUGGGAAGCAUCUUUCGGACAGGGCAGCGGACCCAUCUGGUUGGACGAAGUGGGUUGCUCUGGUGAUGAAACAUCAAUAAGCGAGUGUAGACAUCAAGGGUUUGGAGUUCACGACUGUAGUCACAGGGAAGAUGCUGCUGUUUCAUGUGAUGCUGGCAUAUCGGUCAGGCUGGUCAACUCUAGCAGCCGCUGCGCUGGCAGAGUUGAGGUCUACCACAAUGGUCAGUGGGGAACAGUGUGUGAUGAUAGCUGGGACCUGAGGGAUGCCAACGUAGUGUGCAGACAGAUGGACUGUGGUCCUGCUCGAUCAGCACUGUCAAAUGCAGCCUACGGACAGGGCAGUGGACCCAUCUGGUUGGACGAAGUGGGUUGCUAUGGUGAUGAAACAUCAUUAAGCCACUGCAGACAUCAAGGGUUUGGAGUCCACGACUGUGGUCAUGUUGAGGAUGCUGGUGUCAUCUGUGAAGAAUUCCCCACAGUUUCACCGACCACACCUGAUCCAAGACCUGAGCAUAAUAUCACCACAACCUCGACACCAGACAACAGUUCAGUGGUUGAGGGUGAAGUCCGUUUGGUAAAUGGGAACAACUCAUGCACUGGCAGAGUAGAGAUCUUCCACCGUGGACGGUGGGGGACGGUGUGUGACGAUCUCUGGGGCCUGGCUGAUGCUCAAGUGGUGUGCAGACAGUUGGGCUGUGGCAAUGUUCUGUCAGCACCAGGAGUUGCCCGUUUUGGACAGGGCAGUGGACCCAUCUGGAUGGAUGAUGUCUCAUGUACAGGAAGAGAAUCUAAGCUUUCCCAGUGCAGGCACAGAGGGUUGGGAAUCCAUGACUGUGGUCACAAUGAAGAUGCUGGUGUUGUGUGUGAUGCUGCCACACCAGUCAGGCUGGUCAACUCUAGCAGACGCUGUGCUGGUAGAGUUGAGGUCUACCACAAUGGUCAGUGGGGCACAGUGUGUGAUGAUAGCUGGGACCUGAGGGACGCCAGUGUGGUGUGCAGACAGAUGGACUGUGGUCCUGCUCGAUCGGCACUGUCAAAUGCAGCCUACGGACAGGGCAGUGGACCCAUCUGGUUGGACAAUGUGGGUUGCUAUGGUAAUGAAACAUCAGUAAGCGAGUGCAGACAUCAAGGGUUUGGAGUCCACAACUGUGCUCAUUUUGAAGACGCCAGUGUCAUCUGUGACGAUCGACCAGAAUUCCCCACAGUUUCACCGACCACACCUGAUCCAAGACCUGAGCAUAAUAUCACCACAACCUCGACACCAGACAACAGUUCAGUGGUUGAGGGUGAAGUCCGUUUGGUAAAUGGGAACAACUCAUGCACUGGCAGAGUAGAGAUCUUCCACCGUGGACGGUGGGGGACGGUGUGUGACGAUCUCUGGGGCCUGGCUGAUGCUCAAGUGGUGUGCAGACAGUUGGGCUGUGGCAAUGUUCUGUCAGCACCAGGAGUUGCCCGUUUUGGACAGGGCAGUGGACCCAUCUGGAUGGAUGAUGUCUCAUGUACAGGAAGAGAAUCUAAGCUUUCCCAGUGCAGGCACAGAGGGUUGGGAAUCCAUGACUGUGGUCACAAUGAAGAUGCUGGUGUUGUGUGUGAUGCUGCCACACCAGUCAGGCUGGUCAACUCUAGCAGACGCUGUGCUGGCAGAGUUGAGGUCUACCACAAUGGUCAGUGGGGCACAGUGUGUGAUGAUAGCUGGGACCUGAGGGACGCCAGUGUGGUGUGCAGACAGAUGGACUGUGGUCCUGCUCAAUCGGCACUGUCAAAUGCAGCCUACGGACAGGGCAGUGGACCCAUCUGGUUGGACGAUGUGGGUUGCUAUGGUAAUGAAACAUCAGUAAGCGAGUGCAGACAUCAAGGGUUUGGAGUCCACAACUGUGCUCAUUUUGAAGACGCCAGUGUCAUCUGUGACGAUCGACCAGAAUUCCCCACCGUUUCACCGACCACACCUGAUCCAAGACCUGAGCAUAAUAUCACCACAACCUUGACACCAGACAACAGUUCAGUGGUUGAGGGUGAAGUCCGUUUGGUAAAUGGGAACAACUCAUGCACUGGCAGAGUAGAGAUCUUCCACCGUGGACGGUGGGGGACGGUGUGUGACGAUCUCUGGGGCCUGGCUGAUGCUCAAGUGGUGUGCAGACAGUUGGGCUGUGGCAAUGUCCUGUCAGCACCAGGAGUUGCCCGUUUUGGACAGGGCAGUGGACCCAUCUGGAUGGAUGAUGUCUCAUGUACAGGAAAAGAGUCUAAGCUCUCUGAGUGUGGACACAGAGGGUUGGGAAUCCACAACUGUAAUCACAAUGAAGAUGCUGGUGUUGUGUGUGAUGCUGCCACACCAGUCAGGCUGGUCAACUCUGGCAGCCGCUGUGCUGGCAGAGUUGAGGUCUACCACAAUGGUCAGUGGGGCACAGUGUGUGAUGAUAGCUGGGACCUGAGGGAUGCCAGCGUGGUUUGUAGACAGAUGGACUGUGGUCCUGCUCAGUCUGCACUGUCAAAUGCAGUUUACGGACAGGGCAGUGGACCCAUCUGGUUGGACAAUGUGGGUUGCUCUGGUGAUGAAACAUCAAUAAGCGAGUGUAGACAUCAAGGGUUUGGAGUCCACGACUGUAGUCAUUUUGAAGACGCCAGUGUCACCUGUGAAGACCGUAGACCUCAUAAUGCUCAGCUUAUCUGUGGUGCUGAUAAACUUCAAAUGAGACUGGAUUUGGUUGACCCCACCUCAGGGUUGAACCCACUCUCUGGAAACUUGGCAUCACGCAACUGCUCCUGGGUCAGAGUUCAUAAUAUGGUAGUGUGGUAUGAAGUGGCGGCCUUGGAAGGUGCUUGUGGAAACAUGCUGACGAUCAAUGUCACACAUGCAAUCUACUCCAACACUUUAUUUCUCUACCCUGCUGUUAAUGGGUCCUUCAGCGUUCCUGUGAGCAUCCCCUUCUCCUGUGCUUAUCCCCUGGAAACAGAUACUAGCCUGAAUGGGGUUAUCAGACCAGUCCUGCCGACCUCAAGCGGGCUGUCAGGCUUGGCUGCUGAACCGACAGCCACCAUGUCUCUUUAUCGCAACUCUGCCUUCACCCAGACUUACCCAUCUGGUGCAGUCAUCAUGCCAUUGGGUUCACCUUUGUACAUUGGUGUCUCUGUGGCAGGCAGAGAUCCCAGAUUUGUUGUAGUUCUGAAGGACUGUUUUGCCACUCCAUCACACUUCCCUCAAGAUCCCAGGAAAUACUAUUUCAUCCAGAACAAGUGUCCCAUCAGUCGCCAACAAGUCUCUGUGAUUGAGAGCGGCCAUUCUCGCCGUGCUAGAUUCUCGGCCCUGCUCUUCUUGAACCAAAACCAAUACAGAGACAUGUAUCUUCACUGCAACAUCAGCCUGUGUUACAACAUCAUGAGAUACUCCUGCAUCCCGCACUGUCCAAGAAGGACCGCUCGCUCUGUUUCCAGCUCUGAUGCCACUGAGCAAGUCACCAUUGGACCAGUUAUUUAUGUUUAGGGGAGAAGCUGCCUGCAUGAGCUGGUAACACACAUUUCAUAAUGUGGUAUUAGUUUAUUUUUGCACUGCUUUUUAUUUACAAAAAUAUCAAGCUAUUAAGACUGGUAACAGCAUUCAUGAUCAAAUUUUACCAUGAUUUUGGACAUUCGUCUGUUCUGAAUACUCU
Messenger RNA from Cheilinus undulatus (humphead wrasse), 5095 nucleotides. RefSeq names its product deleted in malignant brain tumors 1 protein-like. Lineage: Eukaryota; Metazoa; Chordata; Actinopteri; Labriformes; Labridae. The coding region runs from base 13 to 4929 and encodes 1638 amino acids. The transcript is spliced from 18 exons. Gene Ontology annotation, cellular component: membrane. The record is from RefSeq and is a predicted model, not a curated record. Gene Ontology annotation, molecular function: calcium ion binding.